CCGUUCAUAAAGUAUAACAGAUGUUACUACUCAGUUGAAGUCAUGAAAAUUAUCGCAUUUAUCGCAGUAUUGUGUUCCUAUUGGUCUUGUAGAGGAGAUUCUCUGAAUUUUACGCUUGACAUCAAUUUUAAAGGCGAGAAUUCCAAGUGUUUUGUGGAAGAUAGUGAAGUUAACGGUCUCCAUAGUUCAAAGUAUGUGCCGAUUUUCGGGCACAACCUAACAAAAAUCAUAGAUGGAAGCUCGGUCCUGUGGGAAUGUAAUACAGUCGAAAAGAAGUGUAAUGUAGUUGUUGUUUAUUCAACAGGAGAACAACGUACAUUGGUCUAUUUGGUCAUAUCUGAUGUUUAUAAUGUAGUCAAGGAGGCUUACUUUGAAAACUCUGGCUCUGAAUGGCUGCCAAUUGACAAGGCAGUAGGCUAUGCACGCCUUGGUUUACACAUGCCAGGAGCACCUCAUGGAGGUAGAACACUCAACAUCUCAAAGGUGGAUGCCUCCAUGUUCAAUGUGAAAACAUCCAAAGCAGAUGGUGUCACAGUUCUAGUCUACAGUCCCAAAGUCGGAAUACAAGUAGGCAAAGUUGUGGAUAGGAAUGGCAAGAUAUGGGAAGAUGACUCAAAGAAGUUCAUGCAGACCACAGUCCAUUCCGUUUGUGGUAAGCCUCUUUUGUCACAAGUUCUUCUGGAGACACAAGAUGGAGACGGCGAAGAAAAGUGUUAUGAAAAGGAUGAAGGUCAAUGGAAUGAGAUUAGCGAGGAAGAGUACACGAAGGCUGUUGAAAACGUCAAGUUCUACAGGCCUCCCUUUGACAUUUCAAACGCAGAUCUCAGCAGGUUCCGUGUCGAAGAGUACGAGGCGUUUGGAAUGCAGACUUUGGUGUACACUCUCAACUCAGAAACUCCGGUAACCAGGAUAGUUGAGGGAAGCAUCAACAUCUGGGAGAGUAAGCUUGAUGAUAAGGUAGAUAAAGUCUGGGUAUAUUCCAAAGCAGGGGACUAUCUUCAUGCACAGCUUCGCAUCACAAACUCCACUAACGGCCAUGUCAUUAAUCAGUACAAGAAGCACAAGAAUGGGUGGUCCCUAUUCAUCAAUGAUGACCUUUAG
Molecule: messenger RNA, 1101 nt
Organism: Theileria equi strain WA
Lineage: Eukaryota; Apicomplexa; Aconoidasida; Piroplasmida; Theileriidae
Product: signal peptide-containing protein
Exons: 1
Coding region: 43-1101 (352 amino acids)
Source: RefSeq, a predicted model, not a curated record